Messenger RNA from Rhagoletis pomonella (apple maggot), 783 nucleotides. RefSeq names its product 60S ribosomal protein L19 (gene RpL19). The record is from RefSeq and is a predicted model, not a curated record. Gene Ontology annotation, biological process: translation. Gene Ontology annotation, cellular component: cytosolic large ribosomal subunit; ribosome. Gene Ontology annotation, molecular function: structural constituent of ribosome; RNA binding. The transcript has 3 exons. Bases 103 to 720 code for a protein of 205 amino acids. NCBI's taxonomy places the organism in Eukaryota, Metazoa, Arthropoda, Insecta, Diptera, Tephritidae.
UAUAAGUUAUGAUUUGUGUUUGAGUGGUUGGCAAAAGCAGGGUUCUUGUUUCCGUUCCGCUGUCUUUCUUUCCUUUCUGAAAUUCGUCGCGAGUUAGUCGACAUGAGUUCUCUUAAGCUGCAAAAAAGGCUUGCUGCCUCUGUUAUGCGAUGUGGUAAGAAAAAGGUUUGGUUGGAUCCAAAUGAGAUAAACGAAAUUGCCAAUACCAAUUCCCGUCAAAACAUCCGGAAGUUAAUCAAGGAUGGUUUGAUUAUCAAAAAGCCUGUUGUUGUGCAUUCUCGCUACCGCGUUCGUAAGAACACUGAAGCUCGUCGCAAAGGUCGUCAUUGUGGUUUUGGAAAACGAAAGGGUACUGCGAAUGCUCGUAUGCCUACAAAGUUACUAUGGAUGCAAAGACAACGGGUUUUGAGACGCUUGCUAAAAAAGUACAGAGACAACAAAAAGAUUGACCGUCAUUUGUACCACGACUUGUACAUGAAGUGCAAGGGUAAUGUUUUUAAAAACAAACGUGUUUUGAUGGAAUACAUCCAUAAAAAAAAGGCGGAGAAACAACGCAGUAAGAUGCUUGCGGAUCAAGCCGAGGCCAGAAGACAUAAAGUUCGUGAAGCAAGAAAGCGCCGUGAAGAGCGAAUUGCUGCCAAAAAGCAAGAGCUCUCCAAACUACACGCUAAGGAAGAUGAGAUAGCCGCACAAGCAGCGACCACAGGUCCAAAAAAAUAAAGCUUAUGAAUACAUUAAUACGUUGAGAAAGUGAACAUUAAAUGUAUUUAGUACUCUGGAAUA